GAGGCGACAGGCCACCAUCCCCACAUCCCCGCUUCCACCUCGCUGCUUCCUCCCACGCCCAACCCUCCACGUGCAAAAACUCAACGAACCACGACUAUGUGCAACACACCGUUCAAGCUCUAGCCGAGUUAAAGCGGCUUAUGACAGAACGUGACAUAUGAUGCGGGACGGGAUGGUGGGCACCGCCUUAAGCCUGCACGAUGGCUUGAGCCCUUGGGCUUGUGUUGUUACCACGAUCAGGAUACAUGAUUGAUGACUUCCCAAGGCUUUUGGAACAGGUUCGGGUUACUGCAGAAAGAUAGAGAGAUAUGCGUAAGAGCCGUGCAGAAUUACUAUGGGGGAUGUGAAGUGGAAGAGUUUGAGGAGCAGGGCUACUGCAGUUGUACGAUUCUCGUCCCGCCAUCGAGAAGCGUGUCUACAAUCAACGACACUCUUCCUGUGGUUCCUGCAGACACGCGCGGCGAGGAACGACCUGCUUUCAUCAUCCAGCUUCGACCGGCACUGCACGCCCUUGACCUCAACAUCGUACGUGCUGCUAGCAUGACUUAUCCAACGCUAGUUCCAACUAUCGAACUUCUCGAAUUAGCAUUACCUGGAGGCAUAUGUGCCUAUGAGAUGGAAAAACUUGAAGGCGUACAGUUGCGUCGUUUGCAGGGGCGUGAACGUUCACUCGAUGCUGGCUCAAGGGAACAACUACAACGUCUCGUCGCGAGUCUUGCGGACCUUAUCGCGCAAAGUUGGCACUCACCACAUAGGACCCAGUUCAUUUCGAGAGCGACACGAGUGGACUCGCCUAUUGAUGAGAGUCCAUCGGUGCUCUCGAAGUGCCGCGGCAAGGUCGGCUCAACCAUUGUUUCUAGGCUCAAGAAGUUAGCUGCUGAGCUGCCGGACACACAUCUCCGCAAAAGAGCAAGCGAAGUAUUGCGCGCAGUGCAGCGGAUAAGUGAUUAUCCAGUGACAAUCAAUCACGGAGAUCUCAUCCCAUCUAAUAUUUUGGUUGACAAGAAUACCUGGAAGAUCACAGGCCUAGUGGAUUGGGCGGAGGCAGAAUACUUACCUUUCGGAACCUGUCUGUACGGACUCGAACAUCUCCUUGGAUAUAUCACUCCACCUGCCUCCGGUAUUGCACUUAUAUGGACAUACUUUGACGGUGCGGCACAGCUUCGUGAGUUGUUUUGGACGCGGUUAAUCGACGCCGUGCCGGAACUGGGGGCCCGAAUGGAAGAUGUAAGGGUGAUGAGAGAUUUAGGCGUGCUACUCUGGUAUGGUAUCGCUUGGGAUGAGGGUGCUAUCGAUCGCAUUGUUAAUGAGGUGGAUGAUGUGGAGGAGGUGACCGAACUUCGUGCUUUUCUAACUGUAUGUUGAGACGAGAUCGUGCGAGGCAUAUAUGAAGAGCGCAUCGGUUAUGUCUCUACCUUUGUCAUCUGAGUUCUUUCGAUUCGUCUUCCUAAUGUUCUACUCUGACUCUAUCAAGCAACAUGCUCGUCAAUGUUAUGGAUCGCGCGCGCGUCGCACUUUCUCCUCCGAUGGUGGGCGCCCCUUCCUAUACACAGCGUACCUUCUGUAUACACUUAGGCAACGUUUCAAACCUUACGAUUCAUGUUUACUCUCUUCUGAUCUGUAUUUCAUCACUCUUGUCACUCUGCUUCACCUCAUCAUACUGAUCAAAGCAAAAGCGUU
Alternaria alternata is the source of this 1680-nucleotide messenger RNA. RefSeq lists its product as hypothetical. Gene Ontology annotation, biological process: protein phosphorylation. The transcript has a single exon. Gene Ontology annotation, molecular function: protein kinase activity; ATP binding. The coding region runs from base 253 to 1365 and encodes 370 amino acids. NCBI's taxonomy places the organism in Eukaryota, Fungi, Ascomycota, Dothideomycetes, Pleosporales, Pleosporaceae. The record is from RefSeq and is a predicted model, not a curated record.